AUGCGAAGAUCUCUACUUGGUUACAUUUUCCAACUUCUCUUGGCCAAACUGAAACCAGCCGGUGUACGUCAUUUGCUAUGGCAACAGCGCAAAUGUCGGCUGUUCAUUACCACAUCCGAAAAACAAGGAGUCGCUGUCGUCCACCCCAUCACAGGGUUAGCUAGAGGUAUUGUCGCUGAUCAAAUCGUUGAGAUAACUGUAACUUACCGAACAUGGCAGAAUGUCUAUAAACAAACUUCACGAUUUAUGCGCUUGUCGCUGUCGACAUCCGUUCCUGCCAAUUUUGUUCAAAUCGGUCGAAACGAUGCCUAUAAUAUGUUUGGUGGUGUUCCUGGCACUGACUUCAUUGUUGAUAGCAUCAAAUCCUACAACUCAAUGCCAAAUUCGGAGAAAAUCUUGGUCACUACAGAGGCUGUGCGACUCGCUCGUAUAAAACAACAUGAUGAGACUCCGAAAGAGGAUUUCUCCGAGGAGUUGCAGGAAAUUUUCAGAACCCCACAGUAA
Messenger RNA from Cylicostephanus goldi, 504 nucleotides. Lineage: Eukaryota; Metazoa; Nematoda; Chromadorea; Rhabditida; Strongylidae. The record is from the annotation of a GenBank genome assembly.